CAAGUAAACGGACAACAUGCCCAUCUCCAGAAGACUACAAUGCCCAAGAUGCAUUGCUUCUUCCGCCGUACCUCGUACACUAAAGUGCAAUAUUGGGAUUCUUCGGCCCGGAAGAAAGUCAAGAAUCUUGGGCUUUUGUAUUAGCCAUAGGAAAACACACCCGAGGCAGUUGCACCUAUCUUCUCAGAAACCUAGACACUAAAGAGAUGGGGAGAGGGGAAAAGAAGGGAGUGCGGAAAUGUACGCAAAGGAGCGGAAGAGCGCAUGCGCUGGAGACGUACACUGGCUCUCUUCUUUGGGGGCAGUCAGUUCGCGUCGAGCGUAGGAAACAGCCAAUGAGGGCUUAGUGUUUGCAACUGGCUGGUGCCCACCCGCCGCCGCCGCCUUAGCUUCAGUCGAUUCAGAAGUAGCAGUGACCUUCCGCCAAAUCUUCCCCAUUCCUCGGGGGAAGGGAGCGCAGCAAUCCCCGCCAUCUCAGUUAUAAGGAGUGAACAGUACAUUCAAAAAAUGGAAGCUCAUACAUCUGUUGAUAUGUUUGCAAAAGUCCUGGAGAAUCAAUUGCUUCAGACAACCAAUAUUGUGGAACAGCAGCUGGAUGCUGAGAUUCAAAAACUGGAUCAGAUGGAUGAGGAUGAAUUGGAGCGCCUCAAAGAAAAGAGACUUGAAGCACUAAAGAAAGCACAGCAGCAGAAACAAGAAUGGCUUUCAAAAGGACAUGGUGAAUACAGAGAAAUUCCUAGUGAAAGAGAGUUUUUUCAGGAGGUCAAAGAAAGUAAAAAAGUGGUUUGCCAUUUCUACAGAGAUUCCACAUUCAGAUGUAAAAUACUAGAUAAACAUUUGGCCAUAUUGUCCAAGAAACAUUUGGAGACCAAGUUCCUGAAGCUAAAUGUGGAAAAAGCACCUUUCUUGUGUGAAAGACUGCGCAUCAAAGUUAUUCCCACCUUAGCUCUGGUGAAAGAUGGAAAAACGCAAGAUUAUGUAGUAGGUUUUACUGAUCUAGGCAAUACAGAUGACUUCACUACAGAAACUUUAGAAUGGAGACUCGGUUGUUCUGAUAUUAUUAAUUACAGUGGAAAUUUGAUGGAACCACCAUUUCAAAGCCAAAAGAAAUUUGGAACCAACUUCACAAAACUGGAAAAGAAAACCAUCCGAGGAAAAAUAUAUGAUUCUGACUCUGAUGAUGACUAAAGCUCUGCCAUAAAUCUUUGUAAAUCAUCUUUUGUUUCUGCAUACUUCAAUUUUAGGAAUGUUUUCUAAAGCUUAUUAUUUUCAAUACAUUUGAACAUGCUGCUCAUUUUCUACACAGUUUUAUACAACUGAAUCAUGGAAAACAUCUUAAAUAUUUUUGGUUUGGAGGUCAUUUUUAGGUUGAAGAAAAUAUCAGCUCUUUUGAAUUAAUAGUAGAAAGUGACUGGAUUAUUAUCUCUAUUUUUAGGAUUAGAAUUUAUUUCCAAUUGAGUUUUUCUGUCAUCUCCAUUUAAAAUGUUUAUACCAUUCACUUAACUGAUUUCAAAAAUGGCAUCACAGGGAACUGUUCCAGGACUAGCUUUUAAUAGCAUUCUUUCCUUUGUAGAAUUACAUUCAUGGAAUUGACUAGGAUCACCACUUUGCAUUCUUCAUUUAUAAAGGGUCUUUCACUUCCGGGAUGUUCCCAAUCAGCUGUCUAAAAACUGCCUGUUUAUCAACCCUGAACACUAUGUGGUAAAGUUGAAUUUAACUGAAAACAAGUCAGCCAUUCCAGACUAUGAAAAUAUUGCCUUAUUCAAAAGAUUAGAUUUUACAAUUCCAGGUUUCUUUUGUAAUUUUUUUAAACAAAUAAAUUAAAAAGUAAUGUUAUUUGGUAAUCAGCAAAUUAAAAAAAGAAAAAAAUUGGCAAGAGCACGCUACCAUCCAAAGAGCAGUGAAUUGGAUUCUGCUCAAGAAAUGAAACCCUCAGAGAUUUCACUCCUUUGGUCUCUGGACUAAAAUAAAGGGCAGUGCCCAGGGCAGCCCUGCAAUAAUAGUAUAGGCUUAUACAAUUUAAGGGCCACUAGGCCAUCUGGCCCCAAACCCCCCCCCCCCCCCCAAUUUAAUAAAUGAAAAAAACAAGUUACAUAGUAUGGAAAGAGGUAAGAUUUGAAAAGAUCCUCUGAUUUCAAAUUCAAUGCCCUUUCCUACUGCCUCUCAAAAAAUAUCUUAAAAUAGUUCUUUAACAUUUCUUAACAUCAUUAGUUGGGACUUUAUUUGACCUCAGCAAGAGAAAUAAAAUAAUCUAAAUGAUAGUGUUCAGUGUCUUGGUUUUUAACAUCUUUUUAGAGCAAUAUGUUGCAUUUCUUGUAGGAGUUUUUGGGGACCAAGUACAGUCAUUUUGUAUGAUUGUAGAUUGAGUAGGUUUUUGACAGUUUUCGAGAAGCAACUCUAAACAAGUCCAAAUCUGCCCCUGGAACUCAGCCUGACACUUUUAAUAAACACCUGAGAUUACCCCAUCAUACCACAGAUCGCUGCCCUAUCCUGAGAGACAGAUUCUCAUUGGAGCCCACUGAUUCCAUAACCACAUUUUUUUUUCUCUGCUAGUUAAUAGGAAAUAAAUUGAGCUUUAAAAAAAAAAA
This is a messenger RNA of Sarcophilus harrisii (Tasmanian devil), 2588 nucleotides long. RefSeq names its product thioredoxin domain containing 9 (gene TXNDC9). NCBI's taxonomy places the organism in Eukaryota, Metazoa, Chordata, Mammalia, Dasyuromorphia, Dasyuridae. The transcript is spliced from 5 exons. Gene Ontology annotation, cellular component: cytoplasm. Gene Ontology annotation, biological process: microtubule cytoskeleton organization. The record is from RefSeq and is a predicted model, not a curated record. Bases 508 to 1188 code for a protein of 226 amino acids.